UGCGACAACGUCUCUGUUUACGGCACACGUGUCGCUCCUGUACACUCGGCUGUGGGAGCUGUGGUAUUUACGCAAGUAUGGCUAAAGUUUCUAAGAAGAAAGGCAGUAAAAAGAUUUUAAAAACGAGCCCCGAAGUCACAGAUAAGAGCGCAGGUGCGACGGUAGACGUGGUUUACGACGAUGACGAAGAGGAAAGUGCUUUCAAUGUUGCAGAGGAAGACGACAACAGCGAGGAGGACGAGGGGGACGCUGAGAAUGAACGAAAACGCCAAAAGCUGUUGGACGCUAUCGGCGCCCUGGGGGGCAAGAGGAAGAAAACCCAAGGAGAGAGGUCCGAGGCGGCCGUGCAGAUGUCAGAGUUCACGGUGAACGCGGAGGGCGAGGGCGACAAAAUCGAUCUCUCGGAUCUGAUCGGGACCGUGGAGAAGACCCCCACUGUCCCGGCCAAGACUAAGAAGCAGCUUCAGAACCUGCAGAGGAGCAACAACACCAUCGAGUGCCCUCUUAGCAAGCAGGAGAGCGAGAGGAUCCAGAGAGAUGUGGCUUUUAACAAGGCAGCGACAGCGGUGACCCGCUGGAAAAGCGCGAUCACACAGAACCAGAGGGCUGAACAGCUGGUCUUCCCCCUCAACCAGGAGCCUUCAGGCCCUAAGCCCAUUGAGAGUGUGGUGAGGGGCUGGAAAGCACAAACCCCACUGGAGCAGGAAAUCUUCGCCCUCCUGUCCGCCAACAAGCAGCCGAUCAACGACCCCAUUCUGACCCCCGCUGAGGAGGCUUCCAUGAAGGCGAUGAACUUGGGGGAAGCCAAGAUCCGCCGCGCGGAGCUGCAGAAGGCCAGGGCUCUGCAGUCCUACUAUGAGGCCAAGGCCCGGCGAGAGAGGAAGAUCAAGAGCAAGAAAUACCACAGGGUGCAGAACAAAGCCAAACGCAAAGAGUUUGUCAAGCAGUUUGACGAGAUGGUGAAGACGGACCCGGCUGCUGCCUUGGAGGAACUGAACAAGAUGGAGCUGGCCAGGAUGCAGGAGAGGAUGUCGCUGAAGCACCAGAACAGCGGCAAGUGGGCCAAAUCAAAGGCAAUCAUGGCCAAAUAUGACAAGGGGGCACGCGACGAUAUGCAGAAGCAGCUGGAGCUGAAUAAAGACCUGACGCAGAAGCUGGUCACCUCGCUGAAUGAUGAAGAAGAGAAGGCUGAAGAGGAGGAGGAGGGAGCAGACGACCCAGAGGUGUUGCCUGAUUUCGUGAAUGAUGCAGAGCACGGACUAGAUUCUUCAAAUCCUUGGAUGAGAGGGAAGCUCUCAGAGGAGAUGAGUGAGACUGUGGGUCUGACAACAGAAGGGCUCGGAGCAAAAGAAAAUACGGCUGCUGAAUUAGAGGAGGAGGAAGAGGAGGUUGAGGAAACAGAAGAAGAAACCCUCCUCAGAGAGUUUGACAGCAGGAGGAAACUGCGUAAAGCCCAGGAGGCUGAAACUGCAACAGCCAUGUCUGUGGAGGAGGAGGAUGAUGAGGAGGAUGAGGAGGACAUAGUGAAGGAAACCAUAACUACUGCUGCUUCUGACAAAGAGGAGGAGGCGGGUUCAGAGAUCACAAGCCUUUUAAAAGGAAUAGCAGAAGGCCGCGUAGAAGCUGAAGCAGCUGCUGAUGUCGGCUGCACAGACACUUCAGCUCAGCUGGAGGAAGGACUCACGAGAGUCAGGACUCUGGAGGACAUCGAGCUCCUCGCCCACGAGGCCUCAGCCAGCGAUAAAGCACCCAGUGGCUCCCAGCAGCAGUCCACUGCCACAGAAAACCUCCCACCAGCGGGGCCUCAAAAGGCAGGCAAAAAAAGAAAAAAGAAGGCUGGAAUUGAGCUGAAACAAGUUCUCACCAAAGACACGAAAGAAAUCAAAGUGCCUCUCACUGUGACCACAGAGGACUCUGAAGAAAUGGAUGGAGAAGAAAAGCUGGACCAGAGGGGUCUCAUUAAAGAGGCGUUCGCUGGAGACGAUGUCAUCUCAGACUUCCUCAAAGACAAGAAGAAGCAGGAGGACGCAGGGAAGCCUCAGGUGGUGGACCUGACUCUGCCCGGGUGGGGGGAGUGGGGAGGGAUUGGCCUGAAGCCAUCACGCGGCAAACGCAAGAGGUUCCGGGUCAAGGCCGCGCCGCGGCCACCGAGGAAGGACGAGCGCCUGCCCAGCGUCAUCAUCUCGGAGAAGAGGAACAGCACCCUCAGCCUCCACCAGGUCAACGUGCUGCCCUUUCCCUUUGAGAACCACACACAGUUCGAGAGCACCCUACGCUGCCCGCUGGGCCGCACCUGGAACACUGAGCAAACUGUCAGAAAGAUGACCAAGCCCAAAGUGGUCACAAAGGUGGGGGCCAUCAUUGAGCCCAUGACUGAGGAUUUACUGGAGAAGAACAAGACGCAGCUGUCUGCGAGGAAAAACAGCAGUAUGGACUCUAAGAAAAGAAAACAUUAGCCACAUCUAUCACUGGAAUUAUUCAAGAUAAUUAACAAGAAGCUUGUUUUGAAGCAGGUUGAUGGUUUUUAUACUAGAUUUCUCUGUAAACAUUCAAAACUAUCCUCACAACUUUAAGGAAACCGUGUUAAAUGCUUGGAGGGUCUGUAAGAAAUUGAUACAUGUGAGAAUAAUUGCAGAGAGAGAGAGGGCAGAAAUGUGUGCGUCCACUUCUAACACUCAGUCUUUUUCCUUGAUCUCCUGUCUUUGAUAUUAAAAUCUGUCAGAUAUGUAAAUUUAACAAAUACUUAAAAUAAAUUCAUAUUUGCAGUUAAA
Mugil cephalus (flathead mullet) is the source of this 2771-nucleotide messenger RNA. RefSeq lists its product as uncharacterized. The record is from RefSeq and is a predicted model, not a curated record. NCBI's taxonomy places the organism in Eukaryota, Metazoa, Chordata, Actinopteri, Mugiliformes, Mugilidae. The transcript has a single exon. Gene Ontology annotation, biological process: rRNA processing. Gene Ontology annotation, cellular component: small-subunit processome; nucleolus. The coding region runs from base 78 to 2456 and encodes 792 amino acids.